Messenger RNA from Daphnia magna, 3907 nucleotides. Its product is annotated as ecdysone-induced protein 78C. The coding region runs from base 951 to 2855 and encodes 634 amino acids. Gene Ontology annotation, molecular function: zinc ion binding; sequence-specific DNA binding; nuclear receptor activity. NCBI's taxonomy places the organism in Eukaryota, Metazoa, Arthropoda, Branchiopoda, Diplostraca, Daphniidae. The transcript has 9 exons. Gene Ontology annotation, biological process: regulation of DNA-templated transcription. The record is from RefSeq and is a predicted model, not a curated record.
GCUAGCGCUUCUUCCUCUUCAGUCCCGUUGCGAUCGUCUUCCGAGACGCUUCAUUAUUUUCAUAGCGGCCGUCUACAUCGCAGCUCUCAGUCCGUCUUAGUGUCUCCACUUGUGCGUACCGUGUUGUCACAUUUAGGCAGCCGCAUCGAAAAAACACGUUGAAUUUCCAUCAUCCAGUGCGCAAAAAAGUUUGUUUUUUUAAUUCCAAAAAGGUUAACGGGAAAAGUCGUUGACAUUUGGGAAAGAGCAUAAAAAAAGUAAGAAAAUAAAAAGCUUUUCCCCAUCAAUCUACCACCCGAAAAAAAUUCUAUUCCGAAAAUCAACAGUGACAUUGACAGCAUAACAAUUUUCCUUUUCUUUCUGUUAGAAAAAAAAAAACCAAAAACAAAAAACAAAACACGCUCGCUUGCGUCGACAGUGGCAUUCACCUUUCGAUUUUUCUUUGAUUCUAUUUCCCAUUUUUUUGGGUUUUUUUGUUGUCCCUUUCUGACGUUCAUCCGUCACUGAAAUUCCCGAUACUGCUACACCUCCGGAUAUAAAUAUCUUAAACAUAGAGACUGACGUUUCCCCUAUAUCCUGCCCUCUAUACCAUUUGUCAUUCAACUGCCAUCGAAGGCAACAAACGUCGCAUUUCCCCCGAUCGACGAGGAUUCGAUUUGUUUUGUUUGUUAUUUCAAGGAAGGAUGUUGAAGACUAGAAGACGCUGGAAAAGAAGCUGACACACUAUCUGCAUGUUCUUGAACAAUUAGGAACUUGCUGGCCAGGCUCCUCGUUUUGUUUGCUCACGUAUUGCACCUCACUUCUCCAACUUGGACGAACAUUACCCAAAAAAACAGCUGAUAGCCGAAUAAAUCAAGAAGGCAAAAAGUUCUAGGAAAAGUUGCGAAAUAAAACCUUGCAAUCCAUAAAAACUCGUUGAGUUAAAAAAACAAAAACAAAACAAAACAAAAAUGGAUGUGUUCAAAAUUGAUCAGUCGAUGGGCGGAUUGGGAUCGGGUUCUCGAGUGACGGAAUCCAGCCGCCAUCAUCAGGUGACGACGGAAGUCAGUUUCGACACGACGUCCGACUUCAAUUUGAGCUUCUUCGAUUCAUCGUCGACGCCACCUACGCCUCCGCCGACCACAGUGUCCGCUUCCGGCGGAGGAGCUUCGUCUUCGUCUACAUCCUCGUCCGGAGUUGUUCUUAAAGAGGAGUACGACGAACCUUCGCCUCCGCCACAGCAACAACAGGAUGGCGGAGUGUUUGAUGCCCUCGGUCCUGAUGGCAUGUUCAACAGUCCUCCGCCGACAACACCGCCAUCACCGGCCGGCAUCGAUUCCGGAUCGAGUCUGAACGAUUCCGGCGUCAAAAUCAAAAGUGAAUUUGACGUGACCAACAGUUUCAACGGUGGCCAGCAGCAACAUCGCCAACUUGCACCACCUAGGCCGUCGCUCAACCUCUUCCCUCCCCCAAAGGCUGGAAAUAAUCCUCCACCUACACCGCCCUCCACCCCGAUCACGCUCAAAAAUGAACCCGGUUUGCUGGGGUCGUCGGCAGAGUCUAACGGCGCCGGAAGCAGUAAAUCUUUCGUUCCGUGUAAAGUUUGCGGAGAUAAAGCCUCCGGCUAUCAUUACGGUGUAACAUCGUGCGAAGGCUGUAAAGGUUUCUUCCGGCGGAGUAUUCAGAAGCAGAUCGAGUACCGGUGCUUGCGCGACGGUAAAUGUCUGGUCAUCCGUCUCAACCGCAAUCGUUGUCAGUACUGCCGUUUCAAAAAAUGCCUGGCCGUUGGCAUGUCGCGCGACUCGGUACGUUACGGCCGAGUUCCGAAACGAUCGAGAGACCGUGGCGGAUCGACCAACGGGGACGAUUGCAGCAACGGUGCGGGCAUCCGCAGUCCCGGCGGAUUUGCCGAUCCGUCAACGCCCGACAGUUCCGAUAGUUGCGGUUUGCAAGGCCAACAGCCAAUGCAAAUUAGCACUACGAGCAACAGCAACAGUAACGGCGCUAUCAGUCAGUCGCAACAACAACUCCAUCAACAUCAACAACAACAACUUCAACAACAAAGAGACCCUGAGAGCCGCCAGUUGGCUAUUUACGACACGAUCCUGACUGUAUCGCAAGCCCAUCACGCCCACUGCGCCUACACCGAAGAAAAGACCCGCAACAUUGUCCGCACUCCCAUACCAAUCGUGAUGGACGAUGGUGGGAAUAACGAUCCUCCGGGAGGCAACAGCGGCAACGCGGACGAAGCCCGACGAAUAGCCACCUGGUCGGCGUUGGCCACGCAUAUGACACCGUCCAUUCAACGUGUAGUUGAAUUCGCUAAACGUGUUCCAGGCUUCCCGGAAUUAAGUCAGGACGAUCAGCUGAUUCUCAUCAAAAUUGGAUUUUUUGAAGUUUGGCUGGGCCACGUCAGUCGACUGAUCAAUAGCCAAGAAGGAACAUUAACGUUGGCCGAUGGUGUAACUCUGUCCAAACAACAGAUGGACACCAUUUUUGACGUGGAUUUUAUCCAGACGGUCCUGGGAUUCGCCGAAGGCUUGAACCAAAUAGCGAUGAACGAUAGCGAAAUGGCUCUUUUUUCAGCUGCUGUUCUCCUAUCGCCGGACAGACCCGUCAUUAACGAUGCUAAAGGGAUUGGCCAGCAUCAGGAACGCAUUACUGACGCUCUUCGAUUACAGUUAUUGAGGAAUCACGCCAGCGAUCCGGGUCUGAUCAACGCCGUUCUUCAAAAGAUUGUCGAACUGAGGGCCAUUGGCCACCGCCACCAAUCGCAACUCGAUUGGUAUCGUCGUCGCUGGAGUUUGCUCGUCCAUCUGCCCCCACUUUUCGCCGAAAUGUUUGACAUUCCCCGAAGCGAAGAAGAUUUGGCCUGAAAUGAUGGACGGCCCACGUUUAUCGCUUUUCAUCUUCCAUUUUUAAAAAGAAAAUUCUUUGUUUCGUGUAGUUUAUAGGACUUGGACGGUCCUCAUUAGGAUUAUUUAAGCGAAUCAAGUUUCUGCGCUCACACACAAUUUUUUUAAAGAUAUUUAACGUGGGUCGUUUUGUAAGACACAUUUAAUGACAUUGAUUGCUUUACUUUUUAUAGCUCUGUGUGUACAUACUAUACCAUAUACUAUUUUUAAAUGAUCAAGAUCGUCUUGUUUGCUAUUUCUUUUUGCAUGAUUCUCAUCGAGUUCAAACCUUCCGUUCCGUGUUUCUAUCAAAUUUUUUUGAAAAAGAAAUAUUUGUGGAAAGUGCCUUUUUUUCUCGUUUCUCUCAACAGGUGAUUGCAUUAUUUUCAUAUGUGUUUUUCGUGUUGCAUUUGUGUCCUUCUUGGUUUCCUCACUUUUUAUUUGGGAACAACGUGACGUUAUUCUCAACAAUCUGUUUGCAUUUUUAUCCAACCCCCAAAUGUCCCAAAGAUUUGUUCAACCAACUCGAACGUUAGAAGAAGAAAAAAAAGGGAGAAAAAAAAAAAAUCACGAACAAUGAAUCGAUGCUACUUUCAUAAUCUUUAUAUAUAUACACACACCUAUACAUAAAUAUAUAUUUCAGAAUAUUAUAAAUAGUGCUGUAAUACUGAUACCAUGUCCCCCAUACAUUCACGUAUAUAAACAACACACGCACUCACAACCCAGUUUGAUGUACGACGGUGAAAAACAAAACAAUUAUGCUUGUUUUCUAUUUAAUUCUCUAUAUACAAUUUUUUUUGAAAGUGUUUCGUUUUCUCAUUUGUCUGCCUAUAUUUCGUUUAUAUUGUAUUCAAUUCGAUAAAACAUAAGCAAAACAAAUGAACGAACGAGAAGACAAGACCCGAAGAGAAGUGACGAUAUUUUUUUUUUAAAUAACGUGUCACGUCACUAAUUAUGUACGGUAAUUCAUGCAUUUUAUUCAUCAUUGUUGUUCAUCUGCAUGUCUGAAAUUAUAAAACCUGAAUUUUCUCCAG